CGGAAGGGGCACUAUGAACGAAGAGGAGCAGUUUGUCAACAUUGACUUGAACGAUGACAACAUCUGCAGUGUUUGUAAACUGGGAACAGACCAAGAGACGCUCUCCUUCUGCCACAUCUGCUUUGAGCUGAAUCUCGAGGGAGUACGAAAAUCUAAUCUUUUACAUACCAAAACACUGAGAGGCCAUAAAGACUGCUUUGAAAAAUAUCAUUUAAUUGCAAACCAGGAUUGUUCUCGAUCCAAGCUUUCCAAAAGUACUUAUGAAGGAGUUAAAACCAUUCUGAGUAAGAAGAUAAACUGGAUUAUACAGUAUGCACAAAAUAAGGAUAUGGACUUGGAUCCCGAGUGUUCCAAAAAUACCCAACCUCACCUGUUUAAUCUCAGGCAUAAGCCAGAUAAGAAAUUGCUCCCAUAGUUUGACUCUCAGGUGCCAAAGUACUCUGCCCAAGGGAUCGCUGGGAACACGGGUGCCAUCCCGAGCUACACACAAAGGAUUUGGGAGCAGGGGGAAAACACAGACUUCGGGCUUGCUCUAUUGCAAGGCUCAGAUGCACUGGGGCCUCACAAACACAACCAGGCGCAGAAGAAAGAAGAGAUGAGCUCUGGUCCAGAGGCAACUGUCCCGGCCCAGAAUCUGCAUUACAGCAGAGAACAGCUGAAUUCAAAGACUCUUGAGGAAGUAGAAGAACUGAACACAAGGCUCCAACAGCAAAUCCAGGGAGUUUUUGAAGAGUUAACUCACCAAGUGCAAGAAAAAGACUCUCUGGCGUCAGAGCUCCAUGUCCGCCAUGUUGACAUCGAGCAGCUUCUCAAGAACUACUCCAAGUUACCAUGCCUGCAAGUCGGCCGGGCAGGGGCCAGGUCACACCUGCCCAUAAACAACUGCACGUAG
Messenger RNA from Peromyscus eremicus (cactus mouse), 892 nucleotides. RefSeq names its product protein EURL homolog. The transcript has a single exon. NCBI's taxonomy places the organism in Eukaryota, Metazoa, Chordata, Mammalia, Rodentia, Cricetidae. The record is from RefSeq and is a predicted model, not a curated record.